UACUUUGUUCGACGCGCGUUCAAACGCCUAGCUUUAAUCAAGUCGGCGUGAAAAACAGAGCAGCGUGUGUAGUAUUAAGCUAACUGCGGGAAAGUCCUUUUUAUAGUAAUGGCAGGUGCCGUGGUUGAAAACUUGAGUAAUCGAAAGUUGAUUGUGUUGAUAUCUUUCCUCCUUAUAUGUCUUCUAGUAUGCUUUCUUCUCGGCGGCUUGGUCGCUCCAGCACCAUCCAAUGUUCAGUCUGUUUUGGCCACAAAAUGCUAUGAUAACAGUCAAAACAAAAGCAAAUUCUUUUAUGUCAGACCUAAUGGUGGUUGUGACAAGAUUGAUGAUUUGCAUGGGCCUGAAGCAGAGGAGAGACAUAUAGCUUAUAAAAAUGUUGUUUUUGCUUUCCAGUUACCUCUACCACGUGGAGGAAUUGAAUUGGACUAUUCUCGAUGGAUACAAAAUCUUAUUGGAAUUUUACAAAUUGAUGUUACCUUUUUUAAAGAAUGGGAGUUAAUGGAACCCAGAGUUCCUGUUACAAUUGAAGCCAGGCUUGGUUAUCGGAACAAGGGAGAUCCUGAUGAUGAGUGGAAGGAGUAUGCUACAUCAACUGAAAGCAGGACUAUGGAUUGUUCACCUCCUGAAAGAGAUGGUUACCUUUAUAGUUGCUCUCUUCUACCGCUGUUUGAACUUGGUGCAUUACAUCAUGACUACUACCUUCUGAAUCUGCGAUUCCCGGUGAUAUAUGAAAACAACCGAGGCCUCGGUCCUGUAUCCGAUCUCUGGCUUGUCGCCAUUAAUCAGAAUGGUGGUUUUACCAAAGUUUGGUUGUCUUUGAAGACAAUUUUCUUUCCCAUGGUAGUAGGAGUCAUGAUCUGGUUCUGGCGUCGUGUUCAGUUAUUAGCUAGGCAACCCACGUUAUUGGAAUCAAUGCUCUUGGCUCUCGGCGUCGCUUUAUCUACUUUAAAUCUUCCCCUUGAGUACUUAACCCUGAGCUUUGAAAUGCCUUUCAUGCUUCUUUUGGGAGAUAUGAAACAGGGUAUUUUUUAUUCGAUGUUAUUAUCUUUCUGGCUUGUUUUCGCCGGAGAACAUCUCAUGAAUCAGGAUGAUACUGAAAGAAAAGGACUAAGAGGUUAUUGGAAACAGCUUAGCUGUGUUGGAGUUGGUUGUUUGUCCAUGUUCAUCUUUGACAUGUGCGAAAGAGGCAUCCAACUUAGGAAUCCGUUCUAUUCUAUUUGGGCGAAUGAAAUUGGGACACAAAUCGCGCUGAGCUUUGUUAUUAUUGCUGGAAUCGCUGCUGGAGUUUACUUUCUUUUCUUGUCAUAUAUUAUUUAUCGUGUGUUCCGCAAUAUCAGUGCUAAGCGUCAGGCGUUGCCUGCAAUGGCGUCCGCUCGCAGACAUUUCUAUGAAGGAGUCAUUUACAGAUUCAAGUUUCUUAUGCUGGCCACUCUACUUUGUGCUGCUAUGACCGUCAUUGGAUUCAUUCUUGGUCAAGUAUCGGAAGGCAAAUGGAAAUGGUAUGAUGAGGACAUCAAUUUGGAAUAUACGUCUGCUCUCUUCACUGGAGUGUACGGAAUGUGGAACGUUUACAUAUUGGCACUGCUUUGCUUGUAUUCUCCAUCUCACAAGCGCUGGCCUAGCGAGAGUGAGAUUGUCAUGCAGGAACUAAGCGGAGAGGAUUUAGACGAGAGGAAGCGUGAACUGCGUGAUCAAUUAUUGGAUCCUCUUCUCGAACACUUGCAUGACGUUCAUUCUUUCGUUAGAAGUAAAAUGCUUCAGCUAUGGCACAAGCUGAGCCUUAAGCACGCCAUCCCAUUAAACUUGCAACACAAAGUUUUAACCAUGACCACCGGUCGUUUAAAUGAUAAGACUGGCACCGUUCGUAAGAAUGCCGUUCAAUUAUUGAUCGUUUUAAUGCAAGGCAAUCCCUACGGUGAACGCCUUCCACUAGAGGAACUUGGAGCAAAGAAGGAAUCGGAGGAAGCAAAACUGAAAGAAAUGCUUGAAGCCUCAGGCAAUCAGCCCCAAAGGAUUCAAGUAGAUCCAAGCAAGUGCGGACCAACGAAAACAGAACUGUGGAAUGCAAUGGAGCCGGAAAUCCUUGUGGCUAUCCAUGAGGUUUUCGAUGAAGAGGAUAUAGACAUGUCAAUGUCAGAGCUAACGAACGAAGAAGUUAUACAACAACUGAAUGCGUGCAACUACAAAAGAGUCGCAAGAAUGUUCAUAACAGAAGACGACGAAGAGCAAGAAGAUCCCGUUGAAAUAUUAGACAAAAUAAAGAGUAUAUUCGUUGGAGAUGAAGAUAAUGAUGGUGAAAGAGAAGAAAUGGAGCGCCUAGUUCAAGAAGCCGUUGAACAAGAAAUCCAGCAGCCUCCCCAAGAAGAAGAGAGCAAAGAAAUUGGACAGCAGCGUAUGCUUGUAAUGUUUCUAAAGGAUUCGCAUGCUUUCGCCAGUUCAGUUUAUGCAGCCAUACCGAUGGUAUGCCAACUACUUUGUUCUAAACAAACGAGUGACAUCUUGGAAGCAAUUGAUUUUUUCGUCACGGCAUUCGAAUUUGACGUGCUAGACGCUAUGCAGGGCGUAAGACGCAUGUUGAGUCUCAUCUGGUCUUCUGAAGAGGACGUCAAAAAAGCUGUCGUCAACGCCUACAAACGCCUUUACAUGAACAUGGAGGCAACAGGUUCCAAGAGGCGUGCCCUUCAGGUAGUUUCCAAUCUUAGUGCUCUGAUAUCAUUGUCUACUCAAGGAGAACUGGCUUCAUUGGAAGAACUGAUUGCAAUGUGCGUGAAGUCAGGAGAUUUGCCCAAAAUCUGCAUUCAGGUGAUGUGGGAGAAAUUCUCCAUGGCCCUCCCUGACACGACUGAAGAGGAGUCACGUUCUGCUUUAAUGCUACUGACCAUGGUGGCUUCUGCUGAAGUCCAAGUGGUGACUAGUAAUGUCAAUGUACUAGUGUCGGUCGGAUUAGGAGAGCGAGGCUCUAAAGACUUUCGUCUUGCGCAUUUGACCUGUGCGGCCUUGUUAAAAAUGGCACCGACCAAAGCUGCAACUGAUUGCAAAGAACAGCCGAUGCGCUUUCCACCGACCAACGAAAUUUUCGAGUGCUCAAAAAAACUGCUUGUUGAAGGCCUUACUCGUUUGGAGGACGUUCAUUACUCACAGUUUGCUACUACGUCCGUUUCGCUUAUUUACACACUUGCUGAGCAUCCUGACAUGAUCAUGGGAGAUGUCCUUAAGGAGAUGUGUGCUAUCGUGUAUAAGUCUAGCCGAGAUCAGAGUGGUAAUUUGAUGGAGAACGCGGAAUUAGAAGUGCCUACAACUGUGUUGACACGCAUCUUUGUGGUUGCCGGCCAAGUGGCUCUGAGACAACUAAUCCAUUUGGACGUUCAUGUCUACAGUGAACUACGACGCAGAGCAAGAGUACGCGAGGAAAAACAAGAAGAGACAAGCAAACAAAAGCGCAAUCUACUUCAGUCUGCUUCUCGCAGAAGAGUUUCCACUCGUCCUCAGCAAGAACAAUGCGAAUCAGGAGAAGACGAUGAACUUGUUGGCGCCGUAGCUGAUGAUGAUGAAGCUGAAUAUGUCCGCAAGAUUUGUGAAUCGGAGAUUGUAACUGGUGGCCACAGUUUGCUUUCAUCGAUGGCCCCUUUGGUGAUUCUCGUAAAUUCGAACCCAGCGAAAUAUCCUGAUCCAUCCCUUCGUGCAGCAGCCAGUCUUUGUCUUGCCGAGUUCAUGCUCGUCUCUCCGCAGUUUUGUUCACAACACUUGCGCCUUCUGUUCACUGUAUUAGAAAAGAGCCCGGAAGAAGUAAUCCGCUCCAAUUUGGUCAUCGCCAUGGGAGAUCUCAACUUUCGUUUUCCCAAUUUAAUCGAGCCUUGGACACCGAAUCUCUACAGCCGAUUACGUGACGAUUCCCCUAUCGUCAAGAGAACUACUCUCAACGUUCUAUCCCAUUUGAUUCUAAACGACAUGGUUAAGGUCAAGGGCCAGAUCUCGGACAUUGCGCUAUGCGUUAUCGAUCCUGAUACGAGAAUUUCAUCAAUGUCCCGCAUGUUCUUCAGCGAGUUUGCCCGCAAAGGAAAUGCCCUUUACAAUGUUAUGCCCGAUAUCAUUUCACGACUUUGCGAUCCUGAGGCUGCUGUUGCCGAAGAAAAUUUCCGAGUCGUGCUCAAGGGAAUUAUUGUAUUGAUUCAGAAAGAUAAGCAAAACGAGUCAUUGGUUGAGAAAAUCAUCUUACGGUUGGGCGCGUCGCGAACUGAACGUCAAUCGAGAGAUCUGAUGUACUGUCUCUCGUUGUUGACUUUCAACGAACGCUCGCUUCGUCGUAUUCUCGAGCACUGGAACUGUAUUUCCGACAAAAUCCACGAAGAAGGAGUUGUUGAAACACUUAAUGCUAUUUUAGCGACUACCAAGAAAGCAUUUGCAAAACAGGAAAUUCGUGGGUUAAUCGAUGAAAUUGAGGCUAAAAUUAAAGAGACUGUCGAUGCUGACCAAGAUGAGCAGCAAGUUGUACGCAAAGCCCAGGCCUCACAAGUUACGAAAGCUCAAGCGCCCAAGAACAAACCGAAACGAAAGCAGCGAGCAAAAGAUUCAGAAGAAGAAGAAGUUUCAAUGGAUGAUGAUGAACCGGAAAUGCCCGGUCAUCCGGCUCAUUUGGGGACGCCACAUAGCUCUAAUAAAAAAACACCAUUGCGACAUGGGCGCAAUAUCCGCAAGAAAAUUGCAAUUCCACAAGUUUCUUCUGAUGAUGAAUCGAGUGUCGAAGAAGAUGAAGACGACGACGACGACAGCGAAAAGGAAGACAGGAAAGCUCAGUUGGCGGCAAAAUUAAAAAAGAAUAUGGGAUCAACUCGAUCAAUUCGAGCUACUCGACGUCAAACUGAGGCGGAUUCCGGAAGUGACCAGGAUGUUUUCAUUAAGCCAGCUUCUCGUGGAAAAUCGAAUCCAGGAAAGAAUAAACUGUCAGAGAAAAAGAAAUCUACAACUACAAGGUCGAGGAGAUAAUAACUCGUAAAAUUGAAUACUUUUUAGUUUUCAUCGAAUUGAUUUCUUUGUGCGGUCUUUUAAAUCUUCUAAAGGCUGUCUUAAUUCAGCAUAUAAUUUUAAUUCGUAUUAUCUUUUCCUUAAAUUCAAAGUAUUUGUUUAUAAUUAUUUCGUAAUUUCUGAUAUCGUUAAAUUUAAUAUCCAACAUCUGCACAGUUGGUCAGAUAAGGCUUCCUCUGCUAUUGUUGUGAUCGGGAUUCUUACGAGCGGCAGAAAAUAAACACCACGAAAUAUUUUAGUGAUUCAAAAUA
Messenger RNA from Daphnia pulicaria, 5273 nucleotides. Its product is annotated as condensin complex subunit 1-like. Gene Ontology annotation, molecular function: histone binding; Wnt-protein binding. Bases 109 to 4983 code for a protein of 1624 amino acids. Lineage: Eukaryota; Metazoa; Arthropoda; Branchiopoda; Diplostraca; Daphniidae. Gene Ontology annotation, cellular component: nucleus; organelle membrane; endomembrane system. Gene Ontology annotation, biological process: mitotic chromosome condensation; mitotic cell cycle; intracellular protein transport. The transcript has 18 exons. The record is from RefSeq and is a predicted model, not a curated record.